AGGCCUGGGUUAUUACAGAAAUCACAAGUCUGACCUGCAAAAGCCGACACUGGAAACAAAGAUGCCUAUUCUUUUUGCACUUUUCUUGUUAAUCUGCUCUCUUACUGAGGCUCAGCUUCAGCAGCCUGACAAUGAAACAAAUUCAUAUUUGAAGCCAGCAGGUUCACACGUAGAAGCAGGAAAUCCCUCAGACCACCAACAAACAUGUACACAGGACAUCAGUGAUGUGCUGAGGGAGAUGAGCGCCUCGCUGGCUGGACUGAAGGUGGAGGUGAAGUACUUACAGAAAGAAAAUGAAGCUAAAACACGAGAACUGGAGCUGCUGAAACAAGAGGACCAAGCAAAUAAAAAAGAACUGGAGCUGCUGAAGCAACAGGACCAAGCAAAUGAAAAAGAACUGGAGUUACAAAAGAGAGAGCUGGACAAGCUGAAGCAACAGGACCAAGCUAAUGAAAAAGAACUGGAGUUACAAAAGAGAGAGCUGGACAAGUUGAAGCAACAGGACCAAGCAAAUAAAAAAGAACUUGAGUUACAAAAGAGAGAGCUGGACAAGUUGAAGCAACAGGACCAAGCAAAUAAAAAAGAACUGGAGUUACACAAGAGAGAGCUGGACAAGUUGAAGCAACAGGACCAAGCUCAUGAAGGAGAACUGAUCACCAUUAAAGCCUCCGCAAACAUCACUGAAAACCAAGUGGAGGCUCUGAGGAGAGAAGGAGAAGUGAAACAAGUGGCUUUCUCAGCCUCUCUAAUGGACUCAGGCUCAGGAGAUAUUGGACCUUUUAAUGCUCAAACACCUCUGGUCUUCAGACGUAUUGUUACUAAUAUUGGAAAUGCCUACAACCCAAAUACAGGUUUUUUCAUCGCUCCUGUGAGAGGAGUCUAUCACUUUGAGUUCUACAUUUAUGGCCAAGGACAUGCUUCACAUGGUUCAGGAGCUGUGUUGUUUAAGAAUGGAGAACAUAUCUUUAUUGCAUACGAGCAUCAGUCUUCCUAUUCUGUUAAUGGUGCCAACGGUGUCACACUUCUGCUGGAGGUUGGAGAUGUUGUGUUUCUGCGUCAGUGGCAAAGUUCAAGGAUUUUUGAUAAUGAAAAUCAUCACACCACCUUCAGUGGUCACCUAAUUUUCACCAUGUGA
This is a messenger RNA of Nothobranchius furzeri (turquoise killifish), 1135 nucleotides long. The record is from RefSeq and is a predicted model, not a curated record. Lineage: Eukaryota; Metazoa; Chordata; Actinopteri; Cyprinodontiformes; Nothobranchiidae.